Diabrotica virgifera virgifera (western corn rootworm) is the source of this 1280-nucleotide messenger RNA. RefSeq lists its product as uncharacterized. Gene Ontology annotation, biological process: DNA replication, removal of RNA primer. The transcript has 2 exons. The record is from RefSeq and is a predicted model, not a curated record. Bases 25 to 819 code for a protein of 264 amino acids. Gene Ontology annotation, molecular function: RNA-DNA hybrid ribonuclease activity; nucleic acid binding. NCBI's taxonomy places the organism in Eukaryota, Metazoa, Arthropoda, Insecta, Coleoptera, Chrysomelidae.
UUUCAUUUACAGUGCAAUUUGAAUAUGACAAUUCAAAUUAACGACAUGAUAACUAAAGCAAACAAAGGAAUAAAUGUCAUGAGAGCAAUUUGUGGUACAAAAUGGGGAGCUGACCCGAACAUCCUUUUGAGUUUAUACAAAGGAAUAGUUAGAUCUCAUUUAGAUUACGCAGCCAAUCUUUUAAACCCCUGCAGUAAAAGUUUGAUGAUGAGGUUGGAACAAGUACAGAAUGUUGCCUUGAGAAUCCAUAUACAAAUAUACUCAAAAAAAACAAAAAACAUAAUUAGAUAUAAAAUCAAUCCUAUAUAUGAGGUAGAAAGAAAAACUCUUCUAUAUCCCAUUACAAUUAAAAGUCUAGAAUUUGAAAAAUAUGAAAUUGAAUCGAACGAAAGGUUCAUAGCUAAAUAUGGUGGAAUGUAUAAUAAUCAUACCCACGUAUAUACAGAAGGAUCAAUAGACCCACAAACAAAUCAAUCGGGAUUUGGAAUUUACAUCCCAAGCAUCAAUUAUAAAUAUUCGUCACGACUCCAUAACUACACACAAAUCUGCACAACUGAAAUAAUAGCGGUAUACAAAGCCAUCUCGGUAUGCAUUGAAAAGGAAAUCAUGAAAGCAGUGAUCUUUUUAGAUUCAAAAAGUGCCUUAUCCAAAAUAUCUAGUCACAAAUGGGACCAAAUGGAUUACGUAACUAUAAUGACCAAAAAACUAUUGGUAGAUGCAAAUAAUAUGGGAUUUUCAAUAGGAUUAGAAUGGGUACCGGGACAUCAGGGGAUUAAAGGCAACGAGGUGGCAGAUAGCUUGGCCAAUAUUGGGAGAUAAUUAAGAGUACAAUAUGAUGUAAAAAACAUCAGCUCAGAUAUCUUUUGUGUUACAAAAAAGAACAUCUUGACUCAAUUUUACAAUAACUGGUAUUCCCAAAUUAAAGGUAAAUAUCCGGACUAUUAUGGACUGCAGAAUAGUUUCCCUAUAAAACCUUGGUAUAACCAAUGUGGAUAUUUGGGUAGGAACAAUAAUACUAACUUUAAUCGUUUACGAAGUGGACAUUGCAAAACUCCUUGUUAUCUCCACAAAAUAGGCAAAACGGAAACACCGAUAUGCGAAUGCGGUACUAUGGGAACAUUGGUACACAUCAUCUUUGAGUGCCCCAUAAAUAAACAUAAAGAUAUGGAUUUGUAUCUAGAACUAAUAAAAGCUGGAAUAGACAGUCCAAUAUCUUUACAGAGCAUUUUAUAUAAACCCUCGAAUAAAGUUAUUAAGAUAAUCAAUAAAUUUAUCAAAUU